AUGGCGUCGGCUGCAUCGGCAGUGCCUACUCAAACACCCUGCAUUGUCUUCGAUGCUGGAAAAUCCGGGCUGAUCAGCAUCGUGGAAGAGGAACUACCAACGGAUGGCAGAUCGCCAUUAGCAUCGCCUUCACUUCAAGCCCCCACAUGGCGGAAAGUCGACUACUUCGGCAAUCCAGAGAACAAGAACAUUAAGGGUCUUGGUGUAACAUCAGCUUCUGGCACCGGAUGCCCGUUAAUAUCAACUAUUGGAAGCAGCUCUCCUGAGGCCUCUCCUCGUCUUGCCUCUCCAAGGAUUACUAUAGCAGGAUGGGGCAUGGUACCACAACUUCACACCUCACCCCUCGGAACCAAUUCACAUUACUCGCAUGCUGAAUUAUGGAAUCGAGCAUCGCCAAAACUACCUCAACUGUCAUCUGUGAUACCUGACGUGUCCGAUGACGAAGCAUCACGGCAUGGCUCGAUUGCCGAGCUUGAAAUCUUCUUGCGAAAGGCAUCCAUUGUCCAGUCUCUGACUGAAAAAUGCAACGGACCAAAAUCUGAUAUCGAAAUCUUGAUCAGCGAGGAGUCGUCAGAUGUUCUGGGACCUCUACACUCACCACUGUCUCCUCUGACACCGUCCAUUCGCACAUCAGCAUCUCCUCGAGCAUCGUCAGAGUGCCUAGGAAGAACAUCUUUCAAUGAGGAUCAGGGUGUCAGUAACGCAACCACGCCCAAGCGUUCUCAUCUGGAUCCUUCGAGUGUGUUCAGGCAAAUCAACAACUUUGCAGAUCUGCAUUCAUUCUCUUUUGGACAAACUCUCAAAGGACGUAAGCAGAGUGGCGCAACCCCAGAUCCUAUGAGUAUGGAUGGUGGCAUUCAACGGCCGUCAUUCGCGCGAGUGAGCUUUGGGGCCAGCGUUUUUAGUGAUGCCACGCAGGACGUGAUGCUUGUUAACCCGAUUACUGGCGAACGCAGGAUGUCUGCUAUGAGACCUACUUUAGCAGGAGAGCAACUGGCUCGACCUAGCCUAUUACGACGAAGUUCUUCUACGGCCCCAAUGUACACACUGGUCAGGAGGGACUCACUGCUAGCAGGCGGACGCCGCACUCCAUCAACCGAAUCAAGGCCUAGUCUUUCGACAAGAAAUUCUUCGGUGCGGUCGUCCAGUGAUACUCGAUCUGUAUCAUCCACACAAAUUCCUCAUCAUCAGACUCCUACUUCGGCGGAUGGUCAACGCAACCGUAAUCCUUCGGCCUCGACUAGACACAUGUCUUCUUCUUCGAAUACUCGUACCAUGUCAACUGCACGGACUAUGUCAACUAUGUCUCAAUCUUCCUACGCCCGCACUAUGUCCACAUCCGCAUGGUCGCGGACGAUGUCGACAUUCACAAGGGCUUCUUCCGCAAGUUCUAUAACGACCUACGACGUGGAGUCGGUGAGAAACGACGGCCAGCAAUUCCAGAGUGAUUGCAUUGAUAUGCAGACACGACGAAAGUCUUCUUUGUUCGUCCCCUUGUUCGGCCAGUUUCAAUGGAACAAGACAGACUGUGCGGUAGCCCUUCCUGUAUGGGAGCCCGAGCCUGCAUACCAUGAAGCGUUGGCAGACGUGGAAGAAGACCCCGACUUUGUAGAAGUUGAGAUCGAACCGAAGGCAGGAUCUAUAGGCAGAAGGGCUUCGCUACUUGCCAACAUCUUCACCAAUCAGGAUGUUGACGUGGACCCUGAUCUCAAAUUCAAACCCUCUGCAACCGAAGUAGAGAUAAAGCAAGGAAUUGCACAAGCGCAACAUCAAAGAAGCCAGCGGAAGAUGAUCUACUCUCGCAACGUUGUGAUGGCGUCUCUUGCAACCAUCAAUGCAUUUUGUAUUGCAUUAUCAUUUGGGCUUUUCAGCGUCUGGUACGCUACUGCUCCGUUGAUAUUGGCAGCUCCUCUUCUGAGGGCAACCAUGAUAGUUGAUUUGCUCAUCAGCCACACAUAUAAGAAGGCAAGACUGUUGCUAAAUCCUCAGAAAGAAGAACUUGAUAUUCCGGUCAUGGAUUACGCCACUAUCAUAUCCUUUUCCAACGAGAGUUUCGAGGACAUUCAGAGCACCCUCGACUCCUUGGUAGACCAGAAAGACGUCGACAUGCACAAGAAUCUAUUGCUAAUUUCAUGCAACGACAACGUAUGGAACAGCGACUGCGCCAAAUCGACCACAAGGAUCAUACUUGAGAACAUUCUCACCAACAUCGUCGAUGAAGCAAAGUUCCGGAUGCCACGCGACGACCCUGAGACUGGACAUGAUACAAUGUGGUGUCGAAGAGGAAUCUACAAAGACCUACCGUAUGUUUUGAUGGUCAAAGACGGCGUGACCAAGAAGACCGAAGUUCUUGACUUGAGCCGAAAACUGCUUCAAGCAUACAAUCUUCGCAAUGAAUCGUACUUCAACUCAGUACCCUCUGCUUUCUUCGCUUGGUACAAAGAAUGGGCCGAGCUACACGACUUUGCGUCAUUCGAUUUCCUGGUGAACAUCAGCUCCGACUCUCUACUCGAUGAGAACUGCAUCUCGCAGCUAUACCGUCAAUCUCUGCAACACCCUACUUCUGUGGGGGUAUCAAGUCGCGUGGUAAUUGAUCCUCGCUCAUGCAAAUGGAGUCUUGGGAAUCUUUUCAGCAAUUCGCAUCUUGUGUAUGAUCAAGUCAGAAGUUCUCAUCAGACGCAGAUCAUGCACAAGGCGACUGUAAGCCCCAGUGCUUGCCAGAUGCUCAAGAUCUGUGAAGAGACCUGUGGCCCGCAAGUCCUGGAAGAGAUANAAAAGCGUCAACCCUCUUUCAUGAGUAACAUGGUGAAGCAGAUCUGCUCAUCUCUCGAAGAGGACGACAUGAUGUACGGGGUCCCAGAGGCAACCACUCUACAAGCCGUUCAUGCCGUCACAUACGCCCGUUCAUCUACCACCCUUUCCGAAUUCCUAGCGCAACAUCAAAAGAUUGCGUUCUCAACUUGCGCUACAAACCUCGCUGUUCUUUGCGACAACCGCAUGCAUUGGUUUGAGAGACUGUCAUCUGCCGCCGAAUUGCUGUCUUGGUGUCUUCCUCUCUUGUCUCUGGCUGUCAUUGUCAACUUCCUCAGAUCAGCUGCAUUGCAGCAGAAUAUACCGGUCUUGAUUGUGCUCAGCGCUAUUCUUACAUUGCCCUGGAUCUACGCAUUCGCUUCUGCAAUGUGGUUGGCUCGCUCAUGGGAUGCACGUUUGCGCUAUCUGCUCGGCUUCACGAUUCUGAUAGUCACAGGACCUUUCAUUGCCAUCCAUGUUGCUGUCUCCACGCUCUUCAACUCACAUCGUCUUCGUCCUGAACAGCCUAAGCGUAGACGUUCUUCUGCUAUUACCGCACGAAUCCAACGUUCUAAUGUUUGA
Messenger RNA from Aureobasidium uvarum, 3372 nucleotides. The record is from the annotation of a GenBank genome assembly. NCBI's taxonomy places the organism in Eukaryota, Fungi, Ascomycota, Dothideomycetes, Dothideales, Saccotheciaceae.